AUGGCAUGGACGGCAAAUGAAGGCCGCGGAAAAGGGCACAGGCCCUUCCGGGAGAGCAGCUCCUGGGAGACGGAUUGGUCUUGGGAUCAUUGGUCCUGGUCGUCCUGGUGGUCCUGGACGGCAGAGCCGAGCCAGUCCAGUCGAGCAGCGAAGGGCGGGACGCGGCGGCCCUCGGCCGUGGCUGUGUACUUCGGGACCUUCGACCCGAUCCACGAGAACCACAUCGGUCUCGCCAAGUUUGCGCUGGAGAAAGGUCUCGCGCAGCUUGUCUACUUCGUGGUGAACGGUGACAACCCUCUCAAACCAUUGGCAGCCUCCUAUGAAGAGCGCCUCGCCCUUGUACAGCUGCGGCUGGAGGUGCAAAGUGACACCCGGAUCAGGUGCUUUCGCCUAACCCGGGAGGAGACUCAGAGAAUGCGCUGGUCAGACCGCGAGGAGAUGUGCAAGAAGAUCAGGACAGAAGCAGCAUCUGAACUCGGCGGGCACCUGCAAGCGUUGCAGAUGCUCGGCCAAGACUCUUUCGAGCAGGCCGUCAGCCGGAGUUCCAACGCCAAGGGGUCCCACAAGGGCCGCUCCAAGGGCAUUUUUUCCACAGGAACUCGAUUCCUUGUCUUCCCGCGUGGCCAUGGCGGCGACUAUGUACAGAUACCUCGCCACAUGAAAGACCGCGUGCAGAUUGCGAAGGACUAUGUUGAUCCAGUCCUCCUGUCUUCUACAGACGUUCGUGCCUUGGCAUCCACGACUGGAGGCCUAGAUGGCCGAAUCCACCCCGCGUUGCAGCAGCGCGUGGUGGAGAUCUACACGCGUCCGCGCCAGUUCUUCCUCCUCUUCCAGGGGCCGCCGGGAGCGGGCAAGACGACGCUGGGUAAGCGGUUAGAAGCCGAACUGGGCUUCUACCACCUGUCUGGCGGAGAGGCGUACCGCGCGGCAAAGGCUCGGGCGUCUGUGAGCACGCGGGCCCAGGCCAACCAGCAGACAGUCGCCAAAGUGUUCGCUGCCUUGGCGUUGGCGGCGGCGCGGCUGAAGCCAGCUCCGGUCUCCUUCGACGGCUUUCUUCCCAAGGACUUGCCGGACUUUGAGGAGAAGGUCGGACAGAUCGGGCUCAUCGUCAACCUCCGGUGCUCGGAGGAGGUGCUUUGGCAGCGGCUCGGUGAGCGAGGGCCCAGGGCCCAUGAUGUGCAGCUCGAGGGUGACAAGCGCCUCGCGUCAUUUGCUCAGCACUCCGCCGGAUACGAUGCAGCACUUGGUGCCCGGGAAGAUGCGGAGGGCGUCGUUCGGGAGUUGGCUGCGGACGCGCCGCUGGACGAGGUCUUCGAAGGAUUGAAGGCCCUGGUGCGCGAGGCUGCGGAGACGCACAACCUACACCUUCCCGAGGCCGGACAGCCAGGCAGCGGCAUGCUGAUCGACGAUGGCUUUUGGAGUCGGAUCUUCCAGGAGAUCGAGGCAUCACCCGCACAGAGCUACAACCUUCGGCGCAACGCUGCCUCGAUGCGGGCACGGCAGGGCUCAAGGAGCUUGAAGAACCUCAACAACCUGGUGAAGGAUGUGCUCAUCCAUUGGGCUGUGCGUGAGGUGGCGAGCUUCCUCCCUGCGGGUCCGAGCUGUGUGGUCUCAGCGCUGGACGUUGCCAGUGGCCGUGGUGGCGAUCAGCUCAAGUUCGUGAAGGCGGCCGAGGUCUGUGGCUGCAGGAUUUGCUACACGGCCAUUGACAUUGCGAAGGACGUGGCCGGACCCGGACCCGGACUCGGACACGGAUCGGACCCGGACACGGACCUGGACACUCUUACCAUCAGAAGUUGCACAGUGACGCGCAAGUUUUGUCUGCAAAGGCUGUCGAUUUAUUGA
This is a messenger RNA of Symbiodinium natans, 1845 nucleotides long. The record is from the annotation of a GenBank genome assembly. Lineage: Eukaryota; Dinophyceae; Suessiales; Symbiodiniaceae.